GCAGGUAAAUGAGUAUAAUAGAAUUCAUGGAUGGCUGCACACUAAGCCCCCUCACAGGUGAGUUGUUUUUGACUAUUAAGGAAUUGAAAUUGCCCAUACACAGGUAUCGGAAAAAUGUUUAAAGUUUAAACUUUUUGAGUCUAUACACCACUAUGAGUAUAGUAUAACAAUGAAAUUCAAGACAGACAUGGUAUUAGUGUCUAUUUAUAGAAUUAAGAACAUUUUCAAUAGUCUGUCGGGUCGUAUAUACAGCAAUUUUUCUUUGUUGGUAUAAAGUUAUUGACUGCGUUACCAUAGCACGGGAUGUAGAUGGCCCAUUAUUGUGUCUUUUGUCAGAGAAGUUACAUAACAUUUAGAAAAUUAAGAGAACAUCCUUGCAAAUUCAGUGGCACUGGUUCCCCAAACACAAUUGUUCAUCUGACACGGAUAAAGAAAAUUGGGUCAAAAUUCCUUUCAAAUUGGGAAACAGUGCAACAAGUCUUAACACUACCCUAACAAGCAUGGAAGAGGAAAACUAUGCCGGAAUCCAGUCUGAGUUUGAAUACACUGUGGAGCUUGAUAACACAAGUUCUGAUAUCGAAAAUUCUGACAGUCCCUUGUACACAAAGAUGGUUCAUGGGAAAGAAAAUAGUGAUAGUAAGGAUGGAGUAGAAAUUGAAGAAGAUUGCCCAAGUGGUAGAACUGAUGUCGUAGAUAAAUCUGAUUAUGUCUAUGUCUUGGAACCAGACAGUAUUAAGCCUGAUAAUCUAAAAGAAUCAACCACUGAUGAAAGUGAGAAAGAAAGUGACAAAGAACCUGAAACUUGUUCCAUUCAGAUCAAAAAUGAAUUUCUUGGUGCAAUAGAUCUGACUGGAUCAAACAAGAGAAAACGAAAGUCGAAUAUAGAUAGUGCCUUAUCACAUAUUCUAAAAACAAAAACCGUUAAUGGUCAAAAUGAAACAGCAUUAGAAGAAUCUCAUUCAGAAGAAACACAUGCAAAUAAAGUACAAAUUCUUGAAAAGAAUGUUAGAGAUAUCAACCAGAAUGGAUUACCAAUGAAUGCUGUGUACAAAACACCAAAUAACAUUGGAAUUAAAUCUGAACUUUGUAUAACACCGAAAGCAGCUGCACCAACUUUGAGUACACCAAAUACCAGCUCUGGAAGGAAAAACAGGAGAAAAAGAUCUGUUCCAGUCAGAUGUGAAAGGAGUGAGGAGGUUAUUGAUGACAUUAAGGAAAUAAUGGAAGAGUAUGGAGCUCAGCCUGAUGUUGAAAUGAAAACUGAAAAACCAACACUGGCAGAAAGAGCAAGUGACAUUGCUCCUCUAGAUCUUACUCCAAAAUCAUUUGGAAAUUCUGAAAUCUCUGCAGUUCCUAAGGAUGCUAUAUCACCUAUGGAUCUUACUGCAUCUUCAAAAAAUAAAGCUGUCAAAAAGGGUAUUAACACUGAACCAAAGCCUGAAAAUGCUCAGCCAGUGGAUCUCUCAAAACCGUCUCCAAGUUCCACACCAAAUAAUGAAUUGAAAAAUGGAUUUACAAAUGGUGGUCUGCUUCCACAAAUGAUGCCAAACACUCAGAUCGAUCCUCUCCAAAUGCGUCAGUUAUUUGAAACAGUAUAUAAGAUGCAAGCACAAUUUCCUAAUCAAAAUCUUGUUCAAGCUCAACUAAUGCAGUUUCAUGCACUUAUGCAAAAUGCUAUGUUACAUGGUGGGUUAAUGCAAGGGAAUGGAGUGAAAAAGGAACAUAUAAAAAAUGACAAAAAUGACAAUAUCAUUAAGACAGAACCUGGAUUAACCAAUAAUAUGAUGACCAAUGAACUUCAGUUUAAUUUAGAACUGAUGCACAAGAAUGGCCUUAUACAAAACAAUUUUGCUCCCACCUUCAAUGGUGCUGUUCCUGGUUCACCAUUUACAAUGAAUCAAACAAAUCAUUUCAAGAGCAGAUCAGCUAAGAAAAAGAGCAAAGAUUUGUCUCCCUUGAUUAAUGAAUCAAGUCUUGAUUCAGUUCAACUUGAAUCAAGCACACCCCUUGUGGGAUUGGAUGUAAAGCAAGGUCCAGAACAAGUUCUUGAUACUUUAUCCAAAUUUUUUCCAGUUGUUCCUGCAGAGAGCUUACCAAAAACCCAGCUUGGGGAUGACAGUAACAGUGUUCGAUUUUUUGUGAAAGAUAAUGAACAAAUACGAGUGAUAGUUGACAGUCUGCUGCAAGUAGGUGUGCUUGAUUUUGAUGAGCAACAAAUUCAUGGAACUGAACCAGUCUACAAAUAUAUAUGCAGGGUUUGCUGUCAAACUUUUUUUCACGUUGAACAUCUCACCAAACAUAUCAAAAAAAGCCACAUCGUUAAAAAAUACCAGUGCAGUGAGUGUGACAGAUCGUUCCAUGAUGCGGGGAAUUACAGACAGCAUAUGCGGGUUCACGACGAGACAGAUAUACCGUACGAGUGCCCAGAAUGUAAACGAAGAUUCCGUCACAAAUGUACACUUAAAGUACACAUGAGAAUUCACACUGGAGAGAAACCAUUCAAGUGUGAAAUUUGUGAUGCAACAUUCAAAAUUUCAUCAGGCCUUCAAACACACAUGAGAAAACAUACUGGUGAGACACCAUACGCAUGUGAAUUCUGUGACCUGCGGUUUAAAUGUCAGAGCAACCUUAAGCAGCAUCUAUUCCAACACACCCAGGUACGACCCUUUCCGUGCGAUAUUUGCGGGAAGACAUACAGUCGUAAAUCUAUCAGAGAUGCGCACUUGCUAACACAUACCAAAGAUAGCAUAAAGAAUGAGCAUGUGAAAAAGUGGAUAGACAGUAUGCCGGCUCAAGCUCUUUCUGUUGGCGGGAAUGAGUAAAUUAAUAUUUCGAGAAAAAAGUACAUUUAGUAUUACUUGAAAAGCAAAAGCUGUGAGAAUUAUUGUAGAAAUUUUGUUUUUAUAAUUAUUAUCAUGAUUUUGUAGUCAUGGUAAAACAUUGGAAUAUACUUUCAUGUUGGUUGUGUACAUUCUGACAUUCCUGACAAAAAAAUAUUUAAGAACAUUUUGUACCAGCUGAAACCCUUUUGCAUUUUUGUCUUCUUCUUGUUUUUUUUUUGUUU
Messenger RNA from Ruditapes philippinarum (Manila clam), 3064 nucleotides. RefSeq names its product zinc finger protein 782-like. Gene Ontology annotation, molecular function: DNA-binding transcription factor activity; RNA polymerase II cis-regulatory region sequence-specific DNA binding. Gene Ontology annotation, biological process: regulation of transcription by RNA polymerase II. The record is from RefSeq and is a predicted model, not a curated record. Bases 501 to 2822 code for a protein of 773 amino acids. The transcript has 5 exons. NCBI's taxonomy places the organism in Eukaryota, Metazoa, Mollusca, Bivalvia, Venerida, Veneridae.